Trachymyrmex cornetzi is the source of this 2103-nucleotide messenger RNA. RefSeq names its product lon protease homolog, mitochondrial. The record is from RefSeq and is a predicted model, not a curated record. The transcript is spliced from 9 exons. NCBI's taxonomy places the organism in Eukaryota, Metazoa, Arthropoda, Insecta, Hymenoptera, Formicidae. Gene Ontology annotation, molecular function: ATP hydrolysis activity; ATP binding; single-stranded DNA binding. Gene Ontology annotation, cellular component: mitochondrial matrix. Gene Ontology annotation, biological process: protein quality control for misfolded or incompletely synthesized proteins; chaperone-mediated protein complex assembly; mitochondrion organization. The annotation marks the transcript as partial.
AAUAACGUAUUCGAGUAAAUUACUAGAAUACGCAGGUUACGCCGCAUGUGACGGCACCCUUACACAAAACUGACGCAAGGUUACGAAGGAUGGCAUAAGGCCAUGUCCUUUAGCCUCCAGUUCGUCAUCUUUUCUUCGGCCACGAUAAUUCUUAAAAGAACAGUAAAGCUAAACAAAACGAGAAAAAAGGAUUUAUGAGAAUUCGCGACAGCUUCGGACGAUGCGACUCGUGAUAGCGAUGAGUUCUAAGUUGCCGGUGAUUCUACGGCAGCGCAAUGCGACCACGCGUUUAUUUCGUGGAAACCGGUCACCUUCGGAUUAUCAAACACCGUUGCCGAUUUACGCCAGACAGACACGAACAGAAUGCCCGGGUUAUAAGUCGGGAUUAUUUAGGACCACUCGGAUUCAUCCCGCAUUGACAUCAGUGAGGUUCUUCUCGACGAAAAGAUCUUCGGAUCGAGACCCUCCGAGUGAUGGGAAUGGAGAACAAUCUGGAGAUUAUCCUGCCUCACUGCCUGCAACUGUGGUGGUGCCUGAAGUAUGGCCUCAUGUACCAGUCAUUGCUAUCAAUAGAAAUCCAGUAUUUCCCAGAUUUAUUAAAUUAAUUGAGAUUGGUAAUCCAGUUCUGAUCGAUCUAAUACGUAGAAAGAUAAAGCUAAAUCAGCCUUACGUGGGAGUUUUCUUGAAGAAAUCUGAAGAAAAUGAAGCUGAUGUCGUUCAAAGUUUAGAUGAUAUUUAUCCAAUUGGAACUUUUGCACAAGUACAUGAGGUACAAGAUUUAGGAAAUCGAUUGAGAUUAGUGGUUAUGGCACACAGAAGAAUAAAAAUCGUUAAUCAAAUUUUUGAGGAUGCCAAUCCAAAAGUAGAACACGAGAUGAAACUGACAUUUCCACUAUUAAAUACUACAAUUACCGUUCCUGUAGACGACACAAUGACCAGUAACAAGGUUAACCGGAGAUCAUUGCGUAAAAAAGGAGAGAAUAGAAUUGCAGAACGAACUGAGAGAAUAGAAAAGGUCAGUGAAACAAGCUCUACGGAAAUAAAACCGCAAGUACACGCGCCUGAGAAGAAUACGGAAAAACCAUUAGUUUCAUCAAUUCCUCAGCCUGAUAGUCAACCUAUAUUAAUGGUGGAAGUUGUAAAUGUCACACAUGAAAAGUUUAAACAAACUGAGGAGAUUAAGGCACUGACACAGGAACUCAUUAAAACAAUCCGAGACAUAAUCAGCAUGAAUCCUUUGUAUCGCGAAUCUUUACAACAAAUGCUGCAUCAGGGACAAAGAGUUGUGGAUAAUCCUGUUUACCUCAGUGAUUUAGGUGCUGCCUUAACUGGAGCAGAUGCACAGGAAUUGCAACAAGUUUUAGAAGAAAUGGAUAUUCUAAAAAGAUUGAGAUUGUCACUUGCACUUUUGAAAAAGGAAUAUGAAUUAAGCAAGUUGCAACAGAAAAUUGGUAAAGAGGUUGAAGAGAAAGUAAAACAACAACAUAGAAAAUAUAUUCUUCAUGAACAACUCAAAGUUAUUAAGAAAGAAUUAGGAUUGGAAAAGGAUGAUAAAGAUGCGAUAGAAGAAAAAUAUAGAGAAAAAAUAAGACAAAAGACAGUUCCUAAACCAGUUAUGGAUGUGUUGGAGGAGGAAUUGAAUAAACUUUCCUUUUUAGAAAGUCAUAGUAGCGAAUUCAAUGUUACAAGAAAUUAUCUCGAUUGGCUUACGUCUAUGCCAUGGGGUGUGACAAGUACAGAAAACUUAAAUCUUCAAGAUGCCGUCAAAAUUUUGGAUGAGGAUCACUAUGGAAUGGAUGAUAUAAAAAAAAGAAUACUUGAAUUUAUUGCUGUUAGUCAACUAAAGGGCAGUACUCAAGGAAAAAUAUUAUGUUUCUAUGGGCCUCCCGGGGUUGGCAAGACCUCGAUAGCUAAAUCAAUUGCUCGUGCUUUGAAUAGAGAAUAUUUUAGGUUUAGUGUCGGCGGAAUGACGGAUGUGGCAGAGAUCAAAGGACACAGGAGAACAUAUGUGGGAGCCAUGCCAGGCAAAGUCAUUCAAUGCUUGAAAAAGACCAAAACUGAGAAUCCAUUGAUUUUGAUAGAUGAAGUCGACAAGAUUGGCAA